AUGCCGUGACGCGCUGUGGCGCGGCCUUUGCUGUCUCUCUGCGGAGGGGGCUCACAGGACCGACGCCAAGAUGAUGCUUUCAAGGGCCAAACCUGCCGUCGGCGGGGAUCUACUGCACACUGACAAAAGAAAGAAGAAAGGUAGGAAGAUUCCAAAACUAGAGGAGCUACUUUCACAAAGAGAUUUCACUGGCGCUAUUACCCUGUUGGAGUUCAAACGUCAUGUUGGUGAACAAGAAGAGGAUACUAAUUUGUGGAUUGGAUACUGUGCUUUUCACCUGGGUGACUACAAGAGAGCUCUGGAGGAAUAUGAAAAUGUGACCAAAGAGAAAAACUGCAGUCCUGAAGUCUGGGUGAACCUAGCCUGCACCUACUUCUUUCUUGGGAUGUAUAAACAAGCUGAAGCAGCUGGAUUUAAAGCUCCAAAAAGCCGACUCCAAAACCGCCUGCUCUUCCACUUGGCUCACAAGUUUAAUGAUGAGAAAAAAUUGAUGAAUUUUCAUCAGAACCUUCAGGAUAUCACAGAAGAUCAACUAAGUUUGGCCUCAAUUCACUACAUGCGAUCUCACUACCAAGAAGCUAUUGAUAUAUAUAAACGAAUACUGCUAGAUAACAGGGAAUACCUUGCCCUCAAUGUUUACGUGGCCCUCUGCUACUACAAGCUGGAUUAUUAUGAUGUGUCUCAAGAAGUUCUGGCUGUUUACCUUCAGCAAAUUCCCGAUAGUACCAUCGCACUCAAUCUUAAGGCCUGUAAUCAUUUUCGCCUUUACAAUGGCAAAGCAGCUGAGGCAGAACUCAAAAGCUUGAUGGACAACGCUUCUUCAUCCUUUGAAUUUGCUAAAGAACUCAUCAGGCACAAUCUGGUUGUUUUCCGAGGAGGGGAAGGUGCUUUGCAGGUUUUACCUCCCCUGGUUGAUGUCAUUCCCGAAGCUAGGCUAAACUUGGUGAUUUACUACCUUCGUCAAGAUGAUGUACAAGAAGCUUAUAACUUAAUUAAGGAUCUGGAACCUACCACUCCUCAGGAAUAUAUCCUCAAAGGAGUGGUUAAUGCAGCGCUUGGUCAGGAAAUGGGUUCAAGGGAUCAUAUGAAAAUUGCCCAGCAGUUCUUUCAGUUGGUGGGAGGAUCAGCUAGUGAAUGUGAUACAAUACCAGGGAGGCAGUGCAUGGCUUCCUGUUUCUUCCUGCUUAAGCAGUUUGAUGAUGUCUUGAUUUACCUCAACUCGUUUAAGAGUUACUUCUAUAAUGAUGACAUCUUUAACUUCAAUUAUGCCCAAGCCAAAGCUGCAACAGGCAAUACCAGUGAAGGUGAAGAGGUGUUCCUCUUGAUCCAAAGCGAGAAGAUAAAAAAUGAUUACAUUUACCUCAGUUGGUUAGCUCGGUGCUAUAUCAUGAAUAAGAAACCAAGACUAGCAUGGGAACUUUAUCUCAAGAUGGAAACCUCUGGCGAGUCCUUUAGUCUCUUACAGCUCAUUGCUAAUGACUGCUACAAGAUGGGCCAGUUUUACUAUUCAGCCAAAGCUUUUGAUGUCUUAGAGAGGCUGGAUCCCAACCCUGAAUAUUGGGAAGGCAAAAGGGGUGCCUGUGUGGGCAUUUUCCAGAUGAUCUUAGCUGGGAGAGAACCCAAAGAGACCCUUCGAGAAGUACUCCAUUUACUGAGAAGCACAGGUAACACGCAAGUAGAGUACAUCAUCCGGAUCAUGAAGAAAUGGGCCAAAGAAAACAGAGUGUCUGUCUAAAACAGCUCCAGAGUCCUAGAGACCAGCUUCCGCUUUGACAAAGAAUUAGAAAUCAUUUUCCUCAAGUUUAGUGUAAGAUGCAGGGCUCUAUUUUAUUGACAUUUUCCUUCCUUGUUCUCCAACCCUCAAGAUCAUUGACUGACUUGUUUAGACCUAGCCUCCUGGCUGAAUACAGCACCGUAGUCUGUGCCAUGGCCCCUGUAUGAUCCUACGAGCAAUAAGACUUUGGACUUACCUGGUGCCUUUCUUCCAAAAAUACUCAGAGUACUCUUAUGUAAUUUACUGACUUUAACAAGAACAGCAUGACUUUUUCUUAUGUUAGUGUUUCACGGCAUUUUCUUCUCCCCGCAAUAACAAAUGUCUCUGAUGCUCAAGAAUCACCAUCAUUCUAUCACCUUAUUUUUAGCCAAUUAUGUACAUUAUCUCAUUUUAGUGGGGAUAAGAGGUUUUGUAAUGCAUCUCUGAAUCUCAGGAGAAUAGAGGUUACAACUAGCUGUGUGAUUCUAACAACGGCAGUAAGAUCCUGUAUCAAACUGUCUAGUCAUUAAUAGAUAAUAGGCUUAUGGGAUUACUCUUUCAGUAAUUGAAUUGUUGGUGAAAAUAACA
Cynocephalus volans (Philippine flying lemur) is the source of this 2341-nucleotide messenger RNA. It is a transcript of the gene IFT56, whose product is annotated as intraflagellar transport 56. The record is from RefSeq and is a predicted model, not a curated record. The transcript is spliced from 18 exons. Gene Ontology annotation, cellular component: intraciliary transport particle B; ciliary base; ciliary basal body. Bases 71 to 1735 code for a protein of 554 amino acids. Gene Ontology annotation, biological process: intraciliary anterograde transport; intraciliary transport involved in cilium assembly. Gene Ontology annotation, molecular function: intraciliary transport particle B binding; protein binding. NCBI's taxonomy places the organism in Eukaryota, Metazoa, Chordata, Mammalia, Dermoptera, Cynocephalidae.